GUAUCGACAUUUGUGACGGCAUUUCACGAAUCGAUAUUCCUGUACGCCUUAGCCCUCAACGAGACAAUAGCUGAAGGUAUUACCGGUAAUGUAAGCAUCGACGAGAACGGCGACCGGAGUGUCGACUACUCCCUACUCAAUAUGGACCCAAACACCGGCAACUAUGAGGUGGUGUCCAACUAUUUCGGUGUGAGUCGACAGUUCAUAGAUGUGCCCAAUCGGGUCAUCUAUUGGGCCGGCGGUCUGACGGGUCCGCCGCCCGACACUCCCGUCUGCGGCUUUGAGGACGAGCGGUGCGCCGACGACGUGGCCUCGCAGUACGCCAUUGUGUCCGGCAUAUUGUCCGGCCUAUUGCUGGUGCUGUUCGUCGUCUUCAUUAUAGUGUAUCGACACUACAAACUAGAGGCAGAGUUGGCGUCCAUGACUUGGAAGAUCCGUUACGACGAUAUCAUCACACACUCUGGCAUUAGUAACCGUCAAGGAUUUGGCUCUCGGAUGAGUUUAACUAGAACAUCGAUAUCAUCGGACACUUUGCCAUUGGUUGACACAAACAAUUCGUGUCAGAUCUUUGCCCGAACGGGUCUUUACAAAGGCAUAGUAGUGGCCAUCAAACCCAUUGACAAACUACGGGUCGAUAUCACCAGAUCUCUACUCAUUGAACUCAAACAUAUGAAAGACCUGCAGCACAACCAUGUGGUGCGCUUUCUGGGCGCGUGUCUGGACCCACCCAACUGUUGUAUAGUCACCGAGUAUUGUCCGAAAGGGUCGCUGCAGGACAUACUGGAAAACGACGAGAUCAAACUGGACUGGAUGUUCAGGUACUCACUUAUGCACGACAUAAUCAAAGGCAUGGCAUACGUGCACAGCAGCGAAAUGCAUGUUCACGGAAACCUCAAGUCCUCCAACUGUGUGGUCGACUCCCGGUUUGUCUUAAAAGUGACCGAUUUUGGUCUCCAAACGCUAAGAAAGUGUGACAUCGAUUCCGAGUCAUACGCCUACUGGAGAAAAAAGCUAUGGACAGCACCAGAACUGCUCCGAACGAAAGAACAUUAUCCGAAACCGACUCAAAAAGGUGAUGUCUAUAGCUUUGCCAUAAUUGCUCACGAGAUAGUCUUACGUCAGGGACCCUUCUAUUGUGGCCCUCAUUGCGAUCUCAGUCCUCGAGAAAUCAUUGAGAGUGUCUGCGAGGAUGGCUUUCGACCGCUUCUCGAGGACACGAUGGCUGACGAGGAGAUACUGGCGAUGAUUAUGAAAAGCUGGUCUGAGGACGUCAUCGAGAGGCCUGACUUUGUGUCUCUGCAAUCAAUUAUGAGAAAAGUCAAUAAAGCCAACGAAAGCAGCAAUAUUUUGGACAAUCUAUUGUCUCGUAUGGAACAAUACGCCAAUAAUCUCGAGUCUUUAGUACAGGAAAGGACUUCCGAUUACUUGGAAGAGAAACGUAAGGCCGAAGAUCUGCUCUACCAAUUGCUCCCUAAAUCUGUCGCGAGUCAACUAAUCCGAGGCGAGUCUGUGAGGGCGGAGGCGUACGACAGCGUCACCAUAUAUUUCAGUGAUAUCGUCGGCUUUACUACACUAUCGGCCGCCUCUACACCAAUGCAGGUCGUGGACCUAUUGAACGACUUGUACACCACGUUUGACUCGACGAUCGAGAGUUUCGACGUGUAUAAAGUGGAGACAAUAGGGGACGCAUAUAUGGUGGUGUCGGGAAUCCCGGUCCGCAACGGUCUCCGACACGCGCGAGAGAUCGCACGGAUGGCCCUCUCGUUGCUCAACGCCGUCACCUCAUUCAAGAUCAGACACCGGCCUAACGAGCAGUUAAUGCUGCGAAUAGGCCUGCAUUCGGGGUCAUGUGUGGCCGGAGUGGUCGGCCUCAAAAUGCCCCGCUAUUGCCUCUUCGGCGAUACAGUGAAUACGGCGUCCAGAAUGGAGUCAAACGGAGCGCGUGUGUAUUUUUCAAUUGAUUGA
This is a messenger RNA of Medioppia subpectinata, 1965 nucleotides long. The record is from the annotation of a GenBank genome assembly. NCBI's taxonomy places the organism in Eukaryota, Metazoa, Arthropoda, Arachnida, Sarcoptiformes, Oppiidae.